GGAUGAGUCUUCAGAAUGGGGAUUUGCCAGGGCAGUCUUCCAAAAUCCACUAAACCCUUGAAGCAUGAACUAAAAGAAAAGUUGAAAGACUCUAUCAUCAUCUUUAUGAUAGGAGGUCCUGGCUCUGGUAAAGACGUGCAGAGUAUCCGGCUAGCUAGCAAAUACGACUUCUCCCAUGUGGCUAUUGGAGAGCUGCUGUGGGAAGAAGCCAGCAGAAAUACUAGCAAAAGCAAAGCCAUUAGGGACAUCCUGAUGAAAGGGGCUUUGGUGCCCUCGGGCUACGUCUUGGAACUGCUGACAGACAAGAUGUUAAAAGCUGAAAAUGUCAAAGGAUUCUUUAUUGAAGGCUUUCCCCGAGAAAUCAAUCAAGCCAGGCUGUUUGAGGAAGUUGUGGGACGUUUGCCCAACAUUGUUAUAGUGUUUGACUGUUCUACAGAGACUAUGAUCCAGAGGCUGAUGAUCAGAAGCCAGCUGGGCCAAAGAGUGAAUAACAAUGAGAAAACUAUCCGGCAGCAGCUUGAGACUCACUAUACGUUGUGUGAUCCUGUCCUCACCUACUACCUGCAGAGAAGCAUACUCCGGAAUAUCCUUGGGGAGGAACCCCCAGAAGUAGUCUUUGCCAAGUGCUGCAGUGUUAUUGAUGAUGUGAUAAAAGCAGCUACCUCUCUGGUAUAGCUAUUUAGUUCUACAGAAAAAUAAAAAAAA
Molecule: messenger RNA, 705 nt
Organism: Pseudonaja textilis
Lineage: Eukaryota; Metazoa; Chordata; Lepidosauria; Squamata; Elapidae
Product: adenylate kinase isoenzyme 1
Biological process (GO): nucleobase-containing compound metabolic process
Molecular function (GO): ATP binding; nucleobase-containing compound kinase activity
Source: RefSeq, a predicted model, not a curated record